AUGCCGGCUAAAGCAGCUCAACCAAAAAAGAAAGAAAAAGAGGCAUCGGCCAGUUCCGCAGCGAAAGCUAAAAAGAAGAAAUGGUCGAAAGGAAAAGUUCGCGAUAAACUUAACAAUAUGGUUCUAUUCGACAAAGCAACGUAUGACAAAUGUGUCAAAGAUUUGCCUCAAUAUAAACUUAUCACACCGGCCAUUAUAGUCGAACGUUUCAAAGUUCGAGGUUCUCUUGCUCGUUCGAUAAUCCGUGAACUUGUGCGUCGUGGUCUCAUUCGAGCUGUUGUUAAACAUAGUCGACAAGAAAUUUACACUCGAUCAAGCAAAGAAGAUGCACCUGGUGAUCUUGAUGCAGCUAAAGACGGUGCAGGUGAUAAGAAAGAAGGUGGUGGUGGUAAGAAAGGCGGUAAAAAAGCAGCUAAAGGUGAAGCUGCCGCUGCCGCUACUGCUGAAGCCAAUGCCGAAUAA
This is a messenger RNA of Rotaria socialis, 462 nucleotides long. The record is from the annotation of a GenBank genome assembly. NCBI's taxonomy places the organism in Eukaryota, Metazoa, Rotifera, Eurotatoria, Philodinida, Philodinidae.